Molecule: messenger RNA, 1053 nt
Organism: Dovyalis caffra
Lineage: Eukaryota; Viridiplantae; Streptophyta; Magnoliopsida; Malpighiales; Salicaceae
Source: the annotation of a GenBank genome assembly
AUGGGUGAUACGAUAGACCGGAAAGACUGCUCUUUAAUCUGUCAGCAUGCGUAUGAUGUGUUCUUGAGUUUCAGAGGUGCAGAUGCUCGCAAGAACUUUACUGAUCACCUCUACACAGCUUUGAAAUGGGCAGGAAUUCGUACAUUUAGAGAUGAAGAUGAAAUCAAGGGAGGAGAACAUAUUGACGCUUUGUUAAAGUUAACCCUUUCUAACUGCAAUUUGGAAGAUCAUGAUAUACUUGAUAUUAGCAGCCUGUGUUCUUUGGAAUGUUUAGAUCUAAGUGGAAACCCCAUUUGUAACCUACCAGAAAGCAUGAACAAUCUCACUCUGCUCAAGUCCCUUAUGUUACAGCGGUGCACAAGGCUCCAAUCACUUCCACAGCUACCAGAAAGUUUAAUGCGAUUAAUAGCAAGCAAUUUUGGAUCUUCGGAAAGAAUUACUAAUCUCCCAAACUUGUUGGGACCAUUGGAAGUUGAUACUUUUUAUCGUCACAAACUGAUCGAGGGACGAGGUUCUUUCAAGUUGGAACCAAUAAGAAAUUUUGUUGUAGAGAUGAUCAACAUCAUGCGCUUGUUCAAUUUGGGAUCUGUAGGAAAUAUUGAAGUGACUGAGUCCAAUUUUGUGGCAUCAACUCAGAGAAAGCUUUCUGUCCAGGCGUGUCAAACAACAUUUUAUUUGCCACCAAGUUUUGGUUGCGUGAUCUGUGGUUUAAAUAUAUGUGUUGUAUAUGCAUGCAUUAAACCUGAAGUUACUUGCAAUUAUCCUUAUUAUGCUCAAAUUAGAAUUGAGACCAAGGGACUACUGUGGGAAUAUACGCCAAUAUGCUUUGGAUUUCCAGAAGCCAACGAGGAUAUGUUGUGGUUAUCCCAUUGGAAGUUUAAGGAUUGGUAUCAAGCUGGAGAUGAAGUGCAGUUUUCAGUGAUUACGGCUCCUUCUUUUCAGAUGAAGAAGUGUGGCAUCCGUCCUCUGUAUGAACAGCAAGAUGAUGACACUGAAUCAAACUCUGGAGAAAUAGUCCAGAGCACCUCUCUUUCGGCACAGAACUUUUACUGA